AUGAAGUUUACUACUGUUGCUGCUGUUGCACUUGCUGCUUCCACUGUUGUUGCUCAACACGACAACGGUGACACCACUUUCAAGUCUGGUAAGUUCAACAAGACCAAGGCUUCCCAUGCCCCAACCUCUUCUGGUACCCACAAAUGGGGUAAGUUCGACAAGACCAAGGCUUCUCACUCCCCAACCUCUUCUGGUACCCAUAAGUGGGGUAAGUUCAACAAGACCAAGGCUUCUCACUCCCCAACCUCUACUGGUACCCACAAAUGGGGUAAGUUUAACAAGACCAAGCCAUCCCAUGCUCCAACCUCUUCUGGUACCCACAAAUGGGGUAAGUUCGACAAGACCAAGGCUUCUCACUCCCCAACUUCUACUGGUACCCACAAAUGGGGUAAGUUCAACAAGACCAACAAGAAGCAAGCUUCUGAAAACGAGGCUGCUCUAGCUAAGAUGUCCAGCUCCUUCUUGGUUGCUGGUAUCGCCGCUUUCUUGUUGUAG
Molecule: messenger RNA, 495 nt
Organism: Kluyveromyces marxianus DMKU3-1042
Lineage: Eukaryota; Fungi; Ascomycota; Saccharomycetes; Saccharomycetales; Saccharomycetaceae
Exons: 1
Coding region: 1-495 (164 amino acids)
Source: RefSeq, a predicted model, not a curated record